Messenger RNA from Closterium sp. Yama58-4, 1683 nucleotides. NCBI's taxonomy places the organism in Eukaryota, Viridiplantae, Streptophyta, Zygnematophyceae, Desmidiales, Closteriaceae. The record is from the annotation of a GenBank genome assembly.
AUGACGAGUCCUUUCGAUAACGACGCGCUUCCUCGAAACGCGGCGAAUUACGCGCCGUUGACUCCGUUGACUUUCAUCCGUCGCGCCGCCGACGUGCACGGCGACCGAUGCGCCGUGGUGUACGGCGACCAAUCGUGGACGUGGCGCCAGACGUACCACCGCUGCUGCAAACUCGCAUCCGCGCUGCGCCGCCGCGGCAUCGGGAAGAACGACACGGUGUCAGUGCUAGCGCCCAACAUACCUGCUCUUUAUGAGGCGCAUUUCGGAGUGCCCAUGGCAGGUGCUGUGCUCAACGCCAUCAACACGCGCCUGGACGCCCGCACAGUCGCUCUCAUCCUCGCCCACGGCUCUGCCCGGCUGGUCAUGGCCCACCGCUCCCUGGCGCCGCUGCUCACUGAUGCCCUGCUGCUGCUGCCGGGACUAUUGCGGGAGAAGGGGCGUCAAUCAAGCCUGCCACAGGGCGAGGGCAGGAGAAGGGGAGUUGUGGAGGACGAGUGGGAUGCCAUUGCGCUCAACUACACGUCUGGCACCACUGCUCAACCCAAGGGUGUGGUGUGCACACAUAGAGGCGCGUACCUAUCAGCCCUGGCAAACGUGCUAGCGUGGGGCCUGCACGCGCAGCCAGGCGGGCAGCGCCCCGUGUACCUGUGGACGCUGCCUCUCUUCCACUGCAACGGCUGGACCUUCCCCUGGGUGCUCGCUGCUGUGGCUGGCACCAACGUGUGCUGCAGAGAGGUCACAGCGGCCAGCAUAUUCUCGCUCAUUCCCCGUCAUCGAGUCACCCACAUGUGCGCUGCCCCCGUGGUGCUCUCCUUCCUAAUCAACGCGCCCGAUUCCCUCCGCCUGCCCUUCCUCGCCGCUCAGCGCGCCCAGGGGCGCGGGGGGGAUGACUAUAUGGAGGCCAGAAGGGAGGGCAAUACAGGGGCAGCGCCGCCGCCGGCUGUGCUGGCGGGGAUAGAGGCGAUGGGGUUCGACGUGCUGCAUGCUUAUGGGCUCACGGAGACGUAUGGGCCGGCUGUGGUGUGCGAGUGGCAGCACGAGCGGUGGAGAGGGGUGGAUGAAAAUGAACGGGCGAGACUGAAGGCGAGGCAGGGCGUGCGCUGCAUGGCCCUGGAAGGCCUGGCCGUGAUGGACCCAGUCACAAUGCGCCACGUGGCAGCAGACGGGCGCAGCAUGGGCGAGGUGAUGCUGAGAGGCAACAUGGUGAUGAAGGGGUAUGCUGAUGACCCACAGGCUACAGAGGCGGCUUUUCGAGGGGGGUGGUUCCACUCGGGCGACCUGGCAGUCAUGCACCCUGACGGGUACAUUGAACUCAAGGAUCGAUCCAAGGACAUAAUCAUAUCGGGUGGGGAGAAUGUGAGCAGCAUAGCAGUGGAGGCAGUGCUGUACCGCCACCCAGCCGUGUUGGAGGCUGCAGUCGUGGCGCGCCCUGAUACCAUGUGGGGGGAGUCUGUGUGUGCCUUUGUGUGCCGCAAGCCGGGGGAGCAGCAUGCGCGUGUGGGCGAGGGGGAUAUUAUUGCGUUUUGCCGGGACCACCUGCCGCAUUAUAUGGCGCCGAGAACGGUUGUUUUUACGGAGCUGCCCAAGACCGCGACGGGCAAGAUUCAAAAGUUUGUUUUGAGGGAGAGGGCGAAGGAAAUGGGUAACCUUGAAGGUGGUAAUAGGCCCAAGUCUAGAUUGUGA